AUGAAGCUUCCCCAAGGUUUUAAAUCGAAUGGAGAAACACGUGUUUGUCGCCUUCAGAAAUCGCUCUAUGGCUUAAAACAAGCAUCACGGUGCUGGUUUGAAAAACUUGGUACUUCUCUUCGAACUUAUGGUUUUAGACAAACACGCACUGAUUAUUCACUCUUCGUCUAUGUCAAAGGAGAUGUUUGUCUGCGCGUCUUGGUUUAUGUUGAUGAUCUUAUCAUUUCUGGCAAUUCUCCAACGGCGAUUCAAACGUUUAAAGAAUAUUUGUCUACAUGCUUUCACAUGAAGAAUCUUGGUCCCGUUAAAUACUUUCUUGGCAUAGAAGUGGCACGCAGCCCCACUGGUAUUUAUUUAUGCCAAAGGAAGUAUGCUACCGAUAUUGUGGAAGAAAUGGGGCUUCUUGGUUGUCGUCCAGCUGGUUCACCCAUUGAUCAAAAUCACAAACUUGCUUUAGCUGAUGGUGAAUUACUUGGUGAUCCCGAAACUUAUCCCGACGUACACCGUACACUCGGUCAAGGGAUUCUUCUUCGUGCUGAUUCUCCUCUUCAUCUUACGGGUUGGUGUGACUCCGAUUAUGCUGGCUGCCCAUUGACUCGGAGAUCCCUUACCGGCUGGAUAGUUCAGUUUGGAGAUUCUCCAAUAUCAUGGAGAACUCAAAAACAGGACACCGUCUCUCGUUCUUCUGCGGAGGCCGAGUACAGAGCAAUGACUGAACUCACAUCUGAAUUACGGUGGUUAAAGGGACUUCUUUUGGACUUUGGCAUUGAUCACAAAGAACCAAUGUCACUUAUGUGUGAUAGCAAACCAGCUAUCCACAUUAGCUCCAAUCCUGUUUUCCAAGAACGAACAAAACAUGUAGAAGUUGAUUGUCACUUCAUUCGUGAUGAUAUCAUCGCUGGUUUGAUUAAACCGAAACAUGUUUCAACAGAGGAUCAACUUGCGGAUAUUCUUACUAAGGCAUUGGGACGCAAGGAGUUCGGCGCAUUUCUUCUCAAGUUGGGCAUUCACAACUUGUUUAGCAUAAUGUCGCUCUAUUGUAUUAUGUAUAUAUACUUUGGCUUUGCCUCUCAUGAAAUACAAGUUAAAAUUUCGGAUUCUAAGUUUGUCAAGUACGCUAAAGGAGGCUCUGUGAGGCAGUUCUUGACUAAGAGACAAAACCGGGCCGUGCCUUUGAAGUUAGCUCUUAAGCAGGCGCUUGAUGUUGCUAGGAGUAUGGCUUACGUCCAUGGACGUAACUUCAUUCACAGAGAUCUCAAGUCUGAUAACCUUCUCAUCUCAGCUGAUAAGUCUAUCAAGAUUGCUGAUUUCGGCGUGGCGAGAAUCGAAGUUCAGACCGAAGGAAUGACUCCAGAGAUGAUACAGCAUAAAGCCUACAAUCAGAAAGUGGAUGUGUACAGUUUCGGUAUUGUGCUUUGGGAGCUGAUCACAGGACUGUUAAAACAUAAAAAUCGCCUAUAA
This is a messenger RNA of Microthlaspi erraticum, 1461 nucleotides long. NCBI's taxonomy places the organism in Eukaryota, Viridiplantae, Streptophyta, Magnoliopsida, Brassicales, Brassicaceae. The record is from the annotation of a GenBank genome assembly.